GGGUCUUUGCUCCGAGAUCCUCGCCUCCUCCGGCUCUACCUUCACCUCCACAGAGGAACCUGGACCCUGAUUCCUACGUCUGGUGGAAGUGCCCCUGUCACAGCGUAGUGUGUCAUCCGGUUGGGAAGUGGAGGAGGACUGAGCCUGGACGAGAACAAGCUUCCAGCAGCAAUUGCAAGUUUUAUCAAUGCAGAGACACAUACGGCUCUGUUGGCUGCAUAUGGACGAAGCUGCGGCCUUAUGAAGCUGAGAGAGACUCCUCUGCAUUAAGGCAGCUCUCAGUCCCAGCCUGUGCGGUGGACCGCCCCUUCAGGUUGGGCCAUGAAUAAACAACCGAGCAAAGAGAGUCUCAAGGACAAGGUGAAGGGGAUCUUUGGUCUGGGAACCGCGCGGCCGCCCAGCAAACAGAGUGACGCCCGACCGUCAGAGUUCAUCAUCACGACGGACAUCAUCAAGGAGCUCCAACCAGACUGCGGUCUGAGCACCCGCGUCCGCAUGAUGAACCAUGUCUGUGAGCUCGCCAAAACAAAGAAAUUUGAGGAUCAUGCUGUGGAGGCUGUAUGGAAAGCUGUGGAGGACAUGCUCACUCCAGAGCAGCCACUGGAGGCCAGACAUGCGGUCCUGCAGCUGCUGAGGGCCAUUAUACAGGGACAGGGCGAGCGGCUUGGCCCUCUGAGAGCAUUCUUUUUCAACGUGAUCAGAGACUACCAACCAUCCAGCGAGGACCUCUCUGAUAGGCUGGAAGUCUUCAAGGCCUUAACCGAGAACGGGAAAGACAUCACUUAUCUGGAAGAAGAUAUAGCACGCUUUGUCCUCCUGUGGAUGGACAUAGGUCUUACCUCCGAUUUUCUCCAUGUUCUUGUAAAUCUGGUGAAGUUCAACAGCUGCUACCUGGACCAAAACGUCUCCGUCAUGGUCCAGAAAAUCUGUCUCCUGUGCAAUAGAACUACAUCUUCUACAGAUAUUGAGGUGGCACUACAAGUACUGGAUGCAGUGGUGUGUUACAACUGCCUGCCCUCAGACUCUCUAACUGUCUUUAUCAUCACACUGUGUCGCACUGUCAACGUCAAGGAGUUCUGUGAAUCCUGCUGGAAGUUGAUGAGGAAGGUGUUGGGGACUCACCUCGGCCACAGUGCAAUCUACACCAUGUGCCGGAUAAUGGAGGAGAGAGUGUACAUGGAGGACGCCCCGUUGUUGAGAGGAGCCGUGUUCUUUGUUGGGAUGGCACUGUGGGGCGCACACAGACUCCCCGCCCUGAAAAACACACCUACACUCGUUCUGCCAUCUUUCUACAAGGCCAUGUCGAGUGCUAAUGAGGUGGUGUCCUAUGAAAUCGUCCUCUCCAUCACCAGACUGAUCAAGAAGUACGGCAAAGAGCUGCAGGUGGUCACAUGGGACAUCCUGCUGGGCAUCAUAGAGCGGCUGCUGCAGCAGAUCCAGACAAUCGGCAGUGCGGAGUUGAAGGCCAUUGUGUACGAGCUGCUGACCACGGUGGAGGAGCUGUACGAGCAGAACGGUUACCACGGCUCCACAGAGAAGUUCUUCAGUCUGGUGGAGAAAUGUGCCGACAAGAGACCUGAUGCAUCAGUGCUGACCCUCAUCUCGUACAGAGCCCAGUCUAUUCAACCAGCCAAGGACGGCUGGAUUCAGAGCCUUCACCGCCUCAUGGAGAAAUUCUUCAGGUAA
Notothenia coriiceps (black rockcod) is the source of this 1686-nucleotide messenger RNA. Its product is annotated as tuberin-like. Gene Ontology annotation, molecular function: GTPase activator activity. The record is from RefSeq and is a predicted model, not a curated record. Gene Ontology annotation, cellular component: TSC1-TSC2 complex; cytoplasm; nucleus. Gene Ontology annotation, biological process: negative regulation of phosphatidylinositol 3-kinase/protein kinase B signal transduction; regulation of cell cycle; negative regulation of TOR signaling. Bases 322 to 1686 code for a protein of 454 amino acids. NCBI's taxonomy places the organism in Eukaryota, Metazoa, Chordata, Actinopteri, Perciformes, Nototheniidae. The transcript has 14 exons.